Messenger RNA from Vicia villosa (hairy vetch), 2032 nucleotides. RefSeq lists its product as uncharacterized. Gene Ontology annotation, cellular component: nucleus. NCBI's taxonomy places the organism in Eukaryota, Viridiplantae, Streptophyta, Magnoliopsida, Fabales, Fabaceae. The transcript is spliced from 9 exons. The record is from RefSeq and is a predicted model, not a curated record. Bases 52 to 1566 code for a protein of 504 amino acids.
AACCAAAAAAAAUAAAAAAAUAAACUGUAAGUUGCGAAGAGAAGCACAACCAUGGCAGAAGACAAACAAAUCGAGAAGAAGAAGGAUGACGUCGACGUCCAGUCCCAGAUUCAAACCGCCAUUCGCUCUCGCGUCUCUCACUUCAAACAACAAGCCGAUUCUCUGACAUACGAAGGUGUUCGUAGAUUGCUCGAGAAAGACUUAGCUUUUGAGGAGUUUUCUUUGGAUUCUCAUAAGAGAUUUAUCAAGCAGUGUUUGGAAAAGUGCUUAGAAGAGGCUGGUGAUGAUGAUGCGCCGAAGACGUCAGGGGAGGAAGGGGAGAAAGGUGAAAGUACGCAGGAAGAGAUGGAAGGACAAAAGGAGGAAAUUCAAUCUAAAGAUGAAAAGGAUGUCCCUGACGAUGACGAGAAAAUGGAAGAUUCUCCGGUAUUAGGUCUGCUUAAAGAACAAAAGAAAGUUAAACAAGAAGCUAAGAAAGAAGAAGGCAAUGGGAAAAAAGUAGUUCCCAAUGAGGCUUUAAUUAAGAAAGCUAUUAGAAAAAGAUCUUCGUACCUCAAGGAUAAUGCAGAGAAAGUCACUAUGGGUGGUCUUCGCCGACUAUUGGAGGAAGAUCUUAAACUUGAAGAAUUUACUUUGGAUCCCUUUAAGAAGUUUAUAAGGCAGCAGCUUGAUGAGGUAUUAUCGUCUUCUGAAGUUGUGGAACCUGCAAAAAGUGCUAAGAAAAUUGUUAAGAAGAAACCUGAUUCCAAACCAACAAAAAAGGUCAGUACUGAAGAGAACUCUGAUAAUUCAGAUGAAAUGAGUGAAGAGGAAGAGGACGAGGAAGAUGAAGUCAAACCUAGAAAAAAAAGUGUUCCAAAAGGGAAGACACAGACUCCUGCUGGACCCAAAAAGCGUAAAGGAGAUGAGACCAAUCUUCCCAGCAAGAAAAAAGCCAAGCCUGAUAAAUCAGCCUCAGAAGUCAAUAGCGAUGCAGAAGAUGAUGGAAUAAACUCCGAAGAUGAUCAAUCCCAUUCAUCAGCAGAGAAUACUACCAAGAAGAAACAAGUUGCAGCUCCUGUGUACAAUAAACGGGUGGAGCACUUGAAAUCUGUUAUUAAAGCAUGUGGGAUGAGCGUUCCUCCGGUCAUUUAUAAAAAAGUCAAGCAGGUGGCUGAGAACAAACGGGAAGAACAGCUAAUUAAAGAAUUGGAGGAAAUACUAUCUAGAGAAGGCUUGUCUUCAAAUCCAUCUGAAAAGGAAAUUAAAGAAGUGAAUCGGAAGAAGGCGAGAGCCAAGGAGCUUGAGGGUAUUGAUAUGAGUAAUAUUGUGUCGAGUACACGUAGAAGGGCAACAAUUAGUUUUGCGCCUCCUCCACCACCCCCAAAGCCCAAGACUCCAGUUGAAUCGAGUGGCAAAGAUAAAAAUGUUAGUGAUGAUGACAAUGAUGAUGAAGGCAAGGAUAAUGAAGAGGUUGAAGAGGUUGAAGAAGAUGAAGAAGAUGAAGAAGAGGAAGAAGAGGAGGAUAGCAGUGAUGAUGGAAGCGAGAGUGAAGACUUUAAUGCCGAUGAAGAGGACAGUGAUUGAACUUGCGCAGAUUCUGCAAUUAUUAGGUGAAUUCUUCACAAUUAAUUAGGAAGUGAUGGUGUAUAAUGUUAUGUAUUGUAGUGUGUUUCUCUGAUAAUGUUUCUAUUUAUUUUUAUCUUUCUCCAAAUUUUUGAGUGUCAGAUGGCCAAUGUUUGUUGUUAGUUGCCGAAAUAUUAACUAGUUUCCUCUUGGUCUCUAUGGAUAGGAACUUAAACACCGAGACAGUUGGGUUUAAAUUUAGUAUUUUUGUCCCCUUUAAGAUCUAAACAGACAUGUUUACAGUGAAAGCGCCUCAUUUCAAUCAUAUGCAGCAGUGUGACCAUCAGUGAUGGAAAACUUCGUGUUGAAAUUUACGUUACAUUUAACUUGUAUUUAAUUUGCUUAGAACUCUAUAGUAGUUAAACUUGUAAUGGAGUUGAUAUGCUGAGGCCUUAUAUUAGUUAAAAGGGGCUUGCGUUAUAUAAAA